Lampris incognitus (smalleye Pacific opah) is the source of this 1452-nucleotide messenger RNA. It is a transcript of the gene sstr3a, whose product is annotated as somatostatin receptor 3. The record is from RefSeq and is a predicted model, not a curated record. The coding region runs from base 16 to 1452 and encodes 478 amino acids. Gene Ontology annotation, biological process: neuropeptide signaling pathway. Gene Ontology annotation, cellular component: membrane; neuron projection. Lineage: Eukaryota; Metazoa; Chordata; Actinopteri; Lampriformes; Lampridae. The transcript has a single exon. Gene Ontology annotation, molecular function: somatostatin receptor activity; neuropeptide binding.
GAUGAUGUCCUGCGAAUGGCUGAUGAGAUGUGGGACAACAGCAGCAGCUUUGCAAGCCCUUCCUCUAGCCUCCCCCCAUUCCUGCUUAUGUUCAACAACACCUUCUUUGACAGCACACUGUUUAACUCCACCAACUCCACCAACUCACCCAGCCGUGAGGACCAGGGUCCCGGUGUGGCUGGCGUGCUCAUCCCACUCAUAUACAUCAUUGUCUGUAUCAUCGGUCUGGGCGGAAACACUUUAGUCAUUCACAUCGUACUACACUAUUCUAAGACAGAGUCUGUGACUAAUAUCUACAUCCUUAACCUAGCCAUUGCCGAUGAGCUGUUCAUGCUUGGCCUGCCUUUCCUGGCUGUUCAGAACACCCUCCAGUUUUGGCCCUUUGGCUCCUUCAUGUGUCGUCUCGUCAUGACCGUAGACUCCAUCAACCAGUUCACCAGCAUAUUCUGCCUGACAGUGAUGAGCGUCGACCGCUACCUAGCCGUGGUCCAUCCCAUUCGCUCUUCCAAGUGGCGGCGCCCUCAAGUGGCCAAGCUGGUGAAUGGCACAGUGUGGGCGCUGUCAUUCUUGGUCGUCCUGCCCGUGGUUAUCUUCGCCAACAUCCAGAAGGCGGGCAGCACCUGCAACAUUGCCUGGCCACAGCCAGCUGACAUUUGGCGGGCUGCCUUCAUUAUCUACACCUCAACGGUGGGAUUCUUCUGCCCACUCCUCAUCAUCUGUCUCUGCUACCUGCUCAUAGUCUUCAAGAUCCGUAGCUCAGGUAAAAAAGUCCACGCCACCUCCACCAAGCGCAAGAAAUCGGAGCGGAAGGUGACGCGUAUGGUGGUAAUAGUGGUGGCGGUAUUUGUUUUCUGCUGGCUGCCCUUCUACGCCCUCAACAUCAUCAACUUGCUGGUGUCCCUGCCCCCAGAGCACCAGGGCAUUUACUACUUCGUAGUUGUGCUAGGCUAUGCUAACAGCUGUGCUAAUCCCAUUGUCUAUGGCUUCUUGUCAGACAACUUCAAGCGGGGCUUCCGGAAAGCUCUGUGCCGCUCCUCGCGGAAGGUGGAGAGCCAUGAGCCAGCGGAGUACCAGCGGCAACAGGAGGCGAGGAGGAGGGUACUGAUGCCCCGCGAGAGCCUGCGGAGGGCAAUUCGGGAUGAGGAGGAAGAUGAGGAGGAAGAUGUUACGGAAAUGACCGAAAUCUACAGAAUCGCCCAGAACUGCAAUAGUAACCUGCAGCCACCGAGCUUGCAGGCCCUGUGCUUGGAGAAAGAAGCGCCGCCCAUGGCAGCCGAGUCAUCCUCCCCAGAAAUUAAAGCCAAAGCUGGGGAGACGAAUGGGAAAGGCCCCGGCCCUGGGCCCACAUUGGCUGUGACGUCGCUCCUGAAUGGAGCCAAACAAGGUAGUAUCCAAACGCUGCCGGAGGAAUCCAUGGGAAAGAGCACCUCAAUGGAAAUAAGUUACCUCUGA